AUGUCUCGCGGUGUGCUCGACGUCCGACGCGACGGCGCCGGCGCCGGCGGUCGCGUGUGUCCUCCUGAGGUCGCCAACAGCCUGAAGAUCGCGUUCGCCCUCAUCACGUGCGUUUUCGUCUUCGGAUGUUUCUUCGUGCACGAGCUCAUGGUUGGUGGAUUCCACUUUGCCUUUCUCGCGUACCCUAUGCUCGGAUUCGCCUAUCUCGCGCUGUGCGUGCCCUUGGGGGUGUGUUACGUGAACCACGACGACGUACGAAAGGACCUGAACGUGUUGAAACCUAACGAUUACGUGUGGUUGUGUCGACGCGUGUACGGCGCAUUCCUCGGGGCGAAAGACGGCAAGGUUCGAGGGAAAGAUUUGUGA
Messenger RNA from Ostreococcus tauri, 366 nucleotides. Its product is annotated as unnamed product. Bases 1 to 366 code for a protein of 121 amino acids. Lineage: Eukaryota; Viridiplantae; Chlorophyta; Mamiellophyceae; Mamiellales; Bathycoccaceae. The transcript has a single exon. The record is from RefSeq and is a predicted model, not a curated record.